CAGUACAAGCUACGCACAUCGAAACCGGGCUCGCUAUCGGUUUCCUGUAUCGCAUCUCUAGCUUUGACGCCGUAUCGCUGUACUUGCGUCUCAUCGCUUCGAUCGCAUCUUGCCGCGCAUAACUUUAUUUGUCCGAGCGCCGAUCAGUUCGUACGACGAAAGUUUUCGCUUUUUUAAUUUCAAAGUUCGGGAAAAUUGUAUAAAAGUUCUUGAUCCCCGUGUUAUAUCAGCUCCAUAUAUCAUCUAACCAAUUAGUGCUACGAUGCCUCGCGCUCCCAAAUCUGCUCCUCUGUCUCCCAAAAAAAUGAAGUGGCUUGUCGCUACUCGCAUCGACCGGGAGGAUGAGUUUCGACGUUGUACAAGUAAAGCGAAAUUUUGGUCAAAGGUGUUCCAGGAGAUGCAGUUGGUUUUUAAAGAUGCCCUGGGAAACCGCACCAGCGAGAACCUGAAGAUCUCUUACGAAAAUGCGUGGAAGAAAUAUAAGGCAGAGAAAAAACGAAAAAAUGGCACCGGGGAAAGCGGUGAAGUGAAAUAUCAUUUAUUUGAACUCUUCGAUAAGACGUACGGCGAUCGGGAUGAUAUUGCUUUUGCAACUAAUUCGGUGGCUCUGGGAGCGGGAUCCACGAGCAACGUUUUGGAAGACAUCGGUGCCGAGGAAUGUGAUAUUAAUUUGAGCGACGAUGAUAUGCAACCGGAUACUCCUGCGGGAUCUCCAAUUGGAAGCGCGGAAAAGCCAAAGAAAGCAAAGAAGAGCGAAAAACGCAGCGCCGCCAGUGAGACGGUUAAACUCAUGACGCGUUCCGUUGCUAUCAUGGAUGAUAUGCGAACUUCGCUAACCGAAAUGGUAAAGCUGGAAAAAAUGAAGGUUGAGCUGGCAAAAUUGAAGUUCGAGCGGCAGUACAACGUGGAAGUCGACUUCGGAGACGAUGAAGUUCCGCAGGCUUUAGGAGAAGAGUAGUAAAGCGGAACUGAAUUUGACUAGUAAAGCGGAACCGAAAUUUGACUUGAGAUUAUUAUGAUAAAACGGUGUCGUAAAAACUCUGGUGUUAUGAAUUUUUGUUGUUUUUUCUGGGUAUAUAAACACUCGUACAUUAAGCGUUGUGUAGUUUAGCAAUAGAAGUAUAAUAGA
Paramacrobiotus metropolitanus is the source of this 1129-nucleotide messenger RNA. RefSeq lists its product as uncharacterized. The coding region runs from base 263 to 958 and encodes 231 amino acids. Lineage: Eukaryota; Metazoa; Tardigrada; Eutardigrada; Parachela; Macrobiotidae. The record is from RefSeq and is a predicted model, not a curated record. The transcript has 4 exons.